Mercurialis annua (annual mercury) is the source of this 3277-nucleotide messenger RNA. RefSeq names its product putative GTP diphosphokinase RSH1, chloroplastic. Bases 343 to 2970 code for a protein of 875 amino acids. The transcript is spliced from 24 exons. Lineage: Eukaryota; Viridiplantae; Streptophyta; Magnoliopsida; Malpighiales; Euphorbiaceae. The record is from RefSeq and is a predicted model, not a curated record. Gene Ontology annotation, biological process: guanosine tetraphosphate metabolic process.
AAACGACUCCAUAUCUUUUCUCUUUCUUCCCCUCUCUCUCUCUCUCUCUCUCUAGAUUAUCUUCAGCUUACAACUCCAUCGUUUCGCCUAUUUGUCCAAACAAAUCCCAAAAUUUCACCCAAAAAACCGUAACGCUUUUAUCAUCAAUAUUUCUUAGCAACCAAACAGACAGUCCCUAAUAGAAAAUUUAUUUUUUCUUUAGCUGCUUAAAAUUUUUCAGUGCUCAAUUGAUUCUCGCUAUCGGAGCUCGUAUUACAUAUAAUUUUUAUGUGUUUUUUAGUUAAUGCUUGAAGUUUCUUUUAGUCCAAUGCGAUUGCUUCGUUCCGAUGCUCCGGUGUAGCAAUGGCUUCUGCUUCUUCUUUAUCAGUAUCUGUGGAAUGUGUGAAUAUAUGUAAUUUGCCGAAAGGAGAUAGUAGUGUGCUUUCGUGUGCUUGGAAAACUCCUAGAGUCUUGACAGGGUUUCUUGCCAGCACUGCGCAUGGUGCUCAGUGUUCCUCAUUGUCGUCUGGACGAAAUGGUAGAAGGAAUCAUUUUGUAUCUAAAUGUGAAACCUUUGAUUUAGGAAGGCUUAGCUCCAUUAAAGCUUUUGAACCUGCAUUUGUUGGGAAACUUGUUAGUCCUAGAUUGUUUCUUGUUGCUGGUCAAAGAUGGAAAUUUUGUUGUUCUUCGUCUAGUUCCUCAGAUGCAUGGAGUGAAGUUUCCCCUGAAAGCUUGUGGGAGGAUCUCAAACCUGCUGUAUCAUAUCUUUCACCAUUAGAAUUGGAAUUGGUCCACAAUGCUCUUGAGCUGGCUUUUGAGGCUCAUGAUGGUCAGAAAAGACGCAGUGGAGAGCCCUUCAUCAUUCACCCAGUUGAAGUUGCACGAAUUCUAGGAGAACUUGAACUAGAUUGGGAAUCAGUGGCUGCAGGAUUACUGCAUGAUACUGUUGAGGAUACAAAUGUUGUAACAUUUGAAAGAAUAGAAGAGGAAUUUGGUCCCACUGUACGCCGCAUUGUUGAAGGAGAGACUAAGGUAUCCAAAUUGGGAAAACUAAAAUGUAAGAGUGAAAGGGAUUCCGUGCAAGAUGUAAAAGCUGAUGAUCUGCGGCAGAUGUUUCUUGCCAUGACAGAGGAGGUUCGCGUCAUUAUUGUCAAAUUAGCUGACAGGUUACAUAAUAUGCGUACUCUUUCAUACAUGCCUCCACAUAAGCAGUCCAGCAUUGCUAUGGAAACACUUCAGGUCUUUGCUCCUCUUGCAAAACUGCUAGGAAUGUAUCAAAUUAAGUCUGAGCUAGAAAAUCUAUCAUUCAUGUAUACAAAUCCUGAAGAUUAUGCUAAGAUCAAGAGGAGGGUUGCAGAUCUUUUUAAGGAACACGAGAAAGAGCUUCUCGAGGCGAACAAAAUUUUAGAGAAAAAGAUUGAGGAGGAUCAGUUCCUAGACCUUAUGACUGUGAAGACAGAAGUGCGUUCUGCUUGCAAGGAGCCUUACAGUAUUUACAGAGCUGUGCUUAAAUCAAAAGGCUCUAUCUGCGAGGUUAACCAAAUUGCACAGCUCCGUAUUAUCAUAAAGCCAAAGCCAUGUGCUGGAGUUGGUCCCUUGUGCACGUCACAGCAGAUAUGCUACCAUGUUCUUGGUUUAGUCCACGGGAUCUGGACCCCUAUUCCUAGAGCUAUGAAGGACUAUAUUGCAACGCCAAAGCCCAAUGGCUAUCAAAGUCUCCAUACAACUGUAAUUCCAUUUCUCUAUGAGAGCAUGUUUCGACUGGAGGUUCAGGUUCGAACGGAAGAGAUGAAUCUGAUAGCUGAGAGAGGCAUUGCUGCUCAUUACAGUGGAAGAGUCUUUAUCACAGGUUUAGUUGGACAUGCAAUGCCCACUGGUCGGAGUUCAAGAGGGAAGACAGUGUGUCUUAACAAUGCAAACAUUGCACUUAGGAUUGGCUGGCUUAAUGCAAUUAGGGAAUGGCAAGAAGAAUUUGUUGGCAACAUGAGCUCUAGGGAAUUUGUUGAAACCAUCACAAAAGAUCUGUUAGGUAGCCGUGUCUUCGUAUUCACACCGAGGGGAGAGAUAAAAAAUUUGCCCAAAGGUGCAACAGCAAUCGAUUAUGCUUACAUGAUACACACUGAUAUUGGAAACAGAAUGGUGGCUGCAAAGGUGAAUGGUAAUCUUGUUGCUCCAAUGCAUGUUCUUGCUAAUGCAGAAGUCGUGGAGAUAAUCACCUAUAAUGCACUCUCCAGCAAAUCAGCUUUUCAGAGGCACAAGCAAUGGUUACAACAUGCAAAAACACGUAGUGCCAGACACAAAAUCAUGAAAUUCUUAAAGGAGCAAGCUGCAUUAUCUGCUUCUGAAAUAACAGCAGAUACAGUAGAUAACUUUGUAGCUGAUUCGGAAGAGGAGAGUGAGGUAGAAGAGCUCUUAGAUAAUACUAAACCGAACAGGCCUUUGUGGGAGAAAAUCUUUAGGAAUGUUGUGGAAAUGACAUCUCCGGGGAAAUAUGCUGAAGAUCCCUUGCCUUCUAAAAAUGGUAGCAUUUGGGUCCCAAAGGUCAACGGGAAACAUAACAAACAUAUCCAGCAUGUACGUUUGGAGGCGAAGGAAUUAUUAUCACAAGGAAAUGGUGUUGCCAAGAUAAUACAAUCAAAUAUUCCAAUGUACAAGGAAGUUUUGCCUGGCUUAGAAUGUUGGCAUGCCAACAGGGUUGCAUCUUGGCACAAUGUUGAAGGUCAUUCAAUCCAGUGGUUUUCUGUGGUAUGCAUAGAUCGAAGAGGCAUGAUGGCUGAAGUUACAACAGCAUUGGCAGCUGAAGGAAUCGCUAUAUGUUCUUGUGUGGCCGAGAUUGAUAGAGGAAGAGGAAUAGCUGUCAUGUUAUUCCACAUUGAAGGGAGCCUUGAAAAUCUGAUUAAGGCCUGCUCAAGCAUCGAUCUGAUUUUGGGUGUUUUGGGAUGGUCUACGGGUUGCAGCUGGCCAAGCUCAAUGGAAUAUCUUGAAUGCUAGAUGAUCAAUUGAGCUUGGGAUCACCGAAUAGUUCACCCAUGUGUUUCAAGUUUGGGUAAGAAGUUUUGUCCCCGGAAAGCUGAGAUUCUGGAUCUGUUAUAUUUUGGAUAAUUAGUUGAAUUGCUGUCAUAUAUUUGUUGGACAACCAUAACAAAUAAACCAGUAGCAGAAAAACAAACCUAGUCUGUCUCUGGAAAUUCAGGGCAUUGUAUAUAGAGAAAAGAGUGAUAGUAGUUAGAAUAUACACAUGUAAAGAAGAGGAUACCAAAAAAUCUCUUAUAGUAAGUUUAUAAAAAUUCUUGCCAUA